UUGAGUGUGACGUCACCGUCAGUACUCGCAAUCGGCCAUUUUGUGAGUGUGUGCUGGAUCGAGAUAUUUGUGUUAAGAAGCUUUUCCAGUAAAACCGAAUGAUUUAGUUUACAGAACAGACCUGCUUUACUUUUACUAUAUGUGCUAAGUGCGCGGACCGUCCGUAAACUUCACGCGUAGAUUUGUACGAUGGAGGAGAAGGCAUCGUUGAAGGAACUCGACCAGUGGAUAGAACAAUUAAAUAACUGCCAACAACUAACAGAAAGCCAAGUAAAAUCUCUGUGUGAAAAGGCAAAAGAAAUUUUAGCUAAAGAAUCUAAUGUACAAGAAGUAAAAUGCCCUGUAACAGUGUGUGGAGAUGUACAUGGACAAUUCCAUGAUUUAAUGGAAUUGUUCAGAAUAGGAGGCAAGUCUCCAGAUACAAAUUAUCUUUUUAUGGGUGACUAUGUAGACCGUGGCUAUUAUUCUGUUGAAACUGUUACCUUGCUUGUUGCACUCAAGGUCAGAUAUAGAGAAAGAAUAACUAUUUUAAGAGGUAAUCAUGAAUCAAGGCAAAUCACACAGGUAUAUGGAUUUUACGAUGAAUGUUUACGUAAAUAUGGCAACGCUAAUGUAUGGAAAUUCUUCACGGACCUAUUUGACUAUUUACCAUUAACUGCUCUGGUUGAUGGUCAAAUAUUUUGUUUACAUGGUGGUUUAUCACCUUCGAUUGAUACUUUAGAUCAUAUACGUGCUCUAGACCGUCUUCAAGAAGUACCACACGAGGGACCGAUGUGUGAUCUUUUGUGGUCAGAUCCAGAUGAUAGAGGAGGGUGGGGUAUUUCUCCUCGUGGUGCAGGAUAUACUUUUGGACAAGAUAUUUCAGAAACUUUUAAUCAUUCUAAUGGUCUGACAUUAGUAUCGCGAGCACAUCAGCUAGUUAUGGAGGGUUACAAUUGGUGUCACGAUCGCAACGUUGUAACUAUAUUCUCAGCUCCCAAUUACUGCUAUCGUUGUGGAAAUCAAGCUGCAAUUAUGGAAUUAGAUGAUGCUUUAAAAUAUUCAUUCCUUCAAUUUGAUCCAGCUCCAAGGCGUGGUGAGCCGCACGUUACUAGGCGGACACCAGAUUAUUUCUUGUAAAGUAUCAAAUCCCCUAAAUUAUCUAUUAAGGUAGGGGUAUAAAAAUGUUUCAGGCUUCAUAGCAAUGCCACUGAAUAUAAUUUAUGAUAGAACAUCAAUAAAGUGUGAGGUUAGCAGCUAUCCUUACACAUUACAUUAUAGUCUCAAGUAUUAUAUCAUGACUGUUUGUGGUGUCUUGUUGAAAGAUGGCACACACAACCGAGUAUUUUGCGUGUGUCCCACACCAUACAUGUAGACACAACAUUAAAUAUAUGCAAAUAGAAAAAAACAAACAAUAAUGUACACACGUACCAAUUAAAAUUCAUAUACCGCAUUGAAUUCUACAACUUUUAUUGUAUUGCUUGUAUUUUUUAUUAUCAAGAAACGAAACAAAAGAAAUGAAUAUAAGAAAUAGUACGAAUAAAAAACUGUGCAUGGUAUUAUUUUGAGACCUUGAACAAAUAUUACUUUAUAAAAAACUGUUUGUACAAGCAAAAUUGUUUAUUGCGCGUACUGAAUAGAAAUAAUGUUGUUUAAGAUUUCAAAAAAUGUAUCAAAAUGAUAAUAGUUUAUAUUUAAGAGAGUGUCACAUAAUUAUUAGUGUGAAUGGAGCAUGAAAUGUUCCACUUGAGGGAAAUAUAUAAAGGGUUGGUGCAACAGUGAAUUUGGUAUAUACACGUUGUGCCAUAUGAACAAUUCAAUAAAUUCUUUAGUGUUUUAAUCCUCAAAACGUAAUUUUUGUAAAUUUUAUUUUUAUAAUUAUCUUAAAAAAAAUAAUUUAGUGCACGUUUAGUCAUGUUUAUUCUUUUUUAAAUCUCAAAUUUUUAAAUAUUAAUAUCAAAUAUAAAUGUCAUCCGUCACCUUAUGUGUUUAUGGUUUAUUAAGAUACGUGAUUUGAGAAUUAAAAAAUCACUUUUGCAUCAAUCCUAUCAAGACUUCUUAAGUGAAACACACACUUUAUACUGAAUGAAUUCAUACAGUCACAAUCAUUAAAUUGAAAGUUAAUUGCUUGGGAACCUAUCGACAACUUUUUUACUAAUUAAUAGGUAUAAAAUGCUUCUGGUAAAUAAACAUGUGUAAUGCAAGUUUAAUGAAUUUAAUGUGUUGUGUCAAAUCAUUCAUACUCGUCAAUACACAAGCAUUGUAUACAUGAGCAUUGAACGUAUUCACAGAAUACAUAAUUUCAUAGAAUUAACAUGUAAUUCGAACAUAUGCAUAAUGAAACGAUACAGUAGUAACAAUAAAAUGAAAAAAAAAAUGAAAAAUGUAUAGAUGCACACUAUAGCAAUUUACUAAGACUGUAAAUGUAAAAGAAAAUAGCACAGAAACCAUAUUGAAACCAUAUUGUGGAUACAGCAACAUUUUCUGCAUGAUGCAGGACUAAGCAUUUUCUCAUUUUUGUUUUAUAUAUUAUAUAUUACACAUAGUUUUUGAGUUAUAAAAGAAAUAAAAAUAAAAUUUCCUAUAUAGAGAGAAAAGAAAAUUAUGAUAUUAUAACAAGCGAAACAGAUUGAGUUAAUUAAAAAUAUGUUUUUUAGUAAAAUCAAUAAUAGAUCUUGGAGCUUGUAUAGUUAAUUUUGUAUUAGUUCUAUUUAUUCUCUUUUUUAAAUAUUUCGUAUAAGGCAUAAAUUUCAAUAUCAUAAACUCGUACAUUAUAUAUUAAUUUUUAAAAAUUCAACAUUUCAAAAUCAUAUGUCUAGUUAUUUUCUGUUUCACUUUGAUUUUGACAUUGAAUGUCAAUAUUUUAUGUACUUACAUGGAAAUUUUCAUAAAAUAAUUAAAUUAAGCCAAAAAAAAAAAAAGAAUAUGCUUUUAUUGAAAGCUGUUUGAUCGAUCACCAAUGCACAUACAUAAAUUGAAAUUAAAACUCAAAAUGCUUUAAACUUAUUUAUCAUGUACAUAAAUUCAGGAUAAAAUCAGUUUUAUAAAUGUAUAUAAUUGUUAUACAUCACUAUAUUGUAUAUAAUCAAUUUGAAAUAUCUUUUACAAUAAUAUCUUUUGCAAUGUUUUGUAUAAAACGUAAAAAAAUACUUUAAACAAUCAUGACUUAUGUGUGUGCACUUGGUUUUUAACUUUCAGCAUACGCCUCCGGUUUUAUGUAUCUUAAAAAAUAUUAAGUUACAAAUUUUAAAUUAGCUUGCUGAAGCAAGGUAAACAAUAUGCCUUCAAUUAAUAUUAUAUCGUCUCAUUAUAAACGAAAGCAAGAAAAAUAAAGAAAUGUUAUCAUAUUUA
This is a messenger RNA of Frieseomelitta varia, 3330 nucleotides long. RefSeq names its product serine/threonine-protein phosphatase 2A catalytic subunit alpha isoform (gene mts). The record is from RefSeq and is a predicted model, not a curated record. The coding region runs from base 190 to 1119 and encodes 309 amino acids. The transcript is spliced from 6 exons. Gene Ontology annotation, molecular function: protein serine/threonine phosphatase activity. Gene Ontology annotation, cellular component: cytosol. Gene Ontology annotation, biological process: peptidyl-serine dephosphorylation; mitotic cell cycle. Lineage: Eukaryota; Metazoa; Arthropoda; Insecta; Hymenoptera; Apidae.